Molecule: messenger RNA, 1821 nt
Organism: Sinocyclocheilus rhinocerous
Lineage: Eukaryota; Metazoa; Chordata; Actinopteri; Cypriniformes; Cyprinidae
Product: PTB domain-containing engulfment adapter protein 1-like
Exons: 12
Coding region: 57-1262 (401 amino acids)
Source: RefSeq, a predicted model, not a curated record
CGCGCGGAGGGAAAGGCAGGCACACACGCGCGCGCUUUUCCAGCCAUUCGCUGCAGAUGCGACUGGACGGGCUCCGGUUUUCUGGGAAUAAAUACAAAAUCAACAUUCCUUGUGGCUUCUCAUUGGAGUCCUUCCUCAGCUUACAAGCGCUUGUCAAACUCUCCAGAAUGAACAGGGCAUUUAACAGGAGAAAGGAUAAACCCAGUAUGCACACACCUGAAUCCUUGGUGAGAAGUCAUGUUGUGUAUAAUGCAAAGUUCCUGGGAAUUACAGAAGUGGAGCAGCCCAAAGGGACAGACAUGGUCCGUGUGGCCGUCAGGAAGCUGAAGUUUCAAAGGCACAUCAAGAAGUCAGAGGGGCAAAAAACUCCUAAAGUGGAGCUUCAGAUCUCUAUAUAUGGUGUGAAGAUAUUGGACCCUAAAACCAAGGAGAUGCAGCAUAACUGCCAACUUCACAGAAUGUCCUUCUGUGCAGACGACAAAACUGAUAAAAGGAUCUUCACCUUUAUCUGCACAGAACCCGAGACGAAGAAACACCUGUGUUACGUGUUUGACAGUGAAAAAUGUGCAGAGGAGAUCACUCUUGCUAUUGGACAAGCCUUUGAUCUCGCCUACAAAAAGUUCCUAGAGUCUGGUGGAAAAGAUGUAGAGACGAGAAAACAGAUUGGAAACCUUCAGAAACGAAUUCAGGAUUUGGAGAUGGAAAACUCAAAACUGAAGAAGAAGCUUAAGGAGCUGGAGGAUCAGCUGAUGGAUUCUCGCUGCUCGCCAGAACCUUCAAAGCCGUCUGCCUUGUCCUGGUGUGGUGAUGAUGUCACAUCACUGUCCAGCCUAGAGAUCUCCUCUGUCACUCUAACGCCUGUCAGCUCACCCGAUUCCAGCCAAUCAGCAAGCUUGCUCACCCAGCCUCCUGCUAAGCCCACCCACUCACAGCCCACAAGUGGUUGCAUCGUGCCACAACCUCGUGCUGGAAGCAUACAAGCUAGAGUGCCCUCUACUGACAUAUUUGAUAUGGUUCCAUUCACCCCCGAAUCUCCAAUAACAAGACGGCUGAACUGUAACGGCAUCUCAUCUCUAUACCUGCCUUCAAAAAAAGACAGAGAUAUAGACCUGUUUGGAGCUGAACCAUUUGAUCCGUUAAUUUGUGGACCUGCUGUCUUCACCCCAGACAUCCAGUCCAAAUUGGAUGAGAUGCAGAGGCAGAGAUGGUUUGUACAUGUUCAUUUGAGAUUGAUCCUCACAAUGUAUCCUCUAGUGUUUUGAUAUGGUCUUACAAGAUAUACGUUUCGAUUUACAAGCAUGACACGUGUCGUCUAUUUUUUUGGGUUUUAUUGUAUGUCUUAAUAUAUUAGGCCAACUUUUUUUUUUUUUUUUUUACAUUUUCUGCACCUUUCUUUGUGAAAAAGUAUAAUCAUCAGAGUCAAAGGGCUUUGAAGAACUAAGAAAUGACAGGUGUUUAGAUCUGCAGAUUCUGUGUGGUGCUGGUUAUUGUAUGCAUGCUGUCUCAGUGUUUUUUCAGACUACAAAACUUGUUUUACACACACAUAUUACCAGUACUGUGCAGCUGCAUGUAGUUUCAUCCCUAAGCCUAUUUUGCAUUGCGCAUGCAGAAAAAAAAAUAAAACAUUGAAAUGCACUAUCCAGUUAAAAUGAGCACUCAUAGAGACUCAUUCUUAUUGGCUGCAUGUAUUGCGACUGCAUUCACGAAAGUCAACAUUUCAGAACCACAGAUGCAGAAGAACAGCUUUCUUAGACUAUCGAGUGUGAAACAAAAUAAAAAAUGCUGCUGGAGUUACACUGCAGUGCUGAUGUAAAACAGACU